This is a messenger RNA of Talpa occidentalis (Iberian mole), 1443 nucleotides long. RefSeq lists its product as uncharacterized. Lineage: Eukaryota; Metazoa; Chordata; Mammalia; Eulipotyphla; Talpidae. The record is from RefSeq and is a predicted model, not a curated record.
AUGAGCUUCCCCAGGAAGGUGACUGCUUGGGGGGCGGGUUCGGGCCCUGAGGGCAGCGAGCGGCCCCGCGCGCAGAGUGGCCGGCGCGCGGCCUCGCGGGCACUCAGCCAAGGCCUUGAGUUGGGGGCAGCCGGCGGCGACGUCCACGGUGGGCCCCAGGAGCCCGAGAGCUUCGUGUGGGAGCACGAUGUGCCGGGAGCGGGGAGGCCGAGGCGCGGGGGCCGCCGGGGCCGGCCUGGCUCCUCAGCCCAGCCCAAGGGCGAUGCCCAGGCCCCGGCGGCCCGCCCUGCCGACGCGAGUGGAGCGUGGGCAGGGAUCACCCGUGGCCCCCCCGCCAGCCCCCUGCUGGCUCUGCCCACCGACCCCGAGUGCCCAGAGGAGAUCAGCGAGAUCCACAUGAUGAGGGUGAGCAUCUACACCAGAGGAGGCCCGGCCAGCGCCAGCAGCCUGGAUGAUCCUGGAGACAGAGACACAGGCCGCCUGCCGAGCUUCCUGGUCAGGGAGGGCUUUGUUCACGGGACGGCCCUGGGCUCGGGCUCGGGCUCGGGCUUGGGCUCGCUGCUGGCAGCCGCUGCCCGAGGCCUCCCCGCGGUGGUGGAGAGGCAGGCGGCGGGAGAGCUAGCCGCGGCUGCCUCCAAGAGGAUGCAGGGCGCCUUGUGGGGCAAGGAAGGGGGUGGCUCAGGUGCGGCAGUCCCUGCCCCCUGGCUCCGAGAUGGCCUGGGGAGACUCUUUCCUCCCUGGGGGCUGAGAGUCCAGGCAGCGCCCCUGGAGCCGGCUGGCUUCCCAAUCUGCGGCGUUCAGCUGCUCGGGAGGUCCAAGAAGCAGAGCCCGGUGCCGUGGGCAACCAAGCAGUCCAAGCGCGCUGGUGUCUCUGGCAAGAAAUCUGGCGCCAGGAAGCCCCGGGAGUUGGAGCCGGUGGUGGCGGGAGAAGAAAAUGACCCAGACAGAGGUCCAGUGCCCAAGGGCCAACUUCCUGCACAGAGAUCAAGGUCAUCUCUGAGUAUGCACCGUGGACAAUUCAGCAUUCGAGACCGCAACACCAGAGCCCCCCAAGCUCUUGCAAUCUCUCAGCUCUUGGUCCCCAGUCAGGGAGACGUCAUGCUCAGGGGGCCCACAGCCUCGGAUGACCAGGAGCCACCAGACCAUCCCCCAAGACCAGAAAGGCAGCCGCCUGCAGCACAGGGCUGUCCUCAGUGUGUGACACUCCAGAAAGAAAUAGAGGAGCUCAGAGCGCAUCUUGGCAAGCAGUCCCUGGCUGACAAGUCCCAGACCCUGUGAAGUUGAAGCCCGCAUCUUGCUACGAGAGAGGCGGCUGGUGGCUUGGGAGCCCAGGAGCUGUGGCCAAGCUGACUGGGUCCUGUUCUCCGUCAGCCCUCUCCCUUCCUCCUCCUCCCGGUGCCCUCUGCCCACCCCGGUUCACAGCAGUUUCAAAUUAAAGUGUCU